This is a messenger RNA of Strongylus vulgaris, 414 nucleotides long. The record is from the annotation of a GenBank genome assembly. Lineage: Eukaryota; Metazoa; Nematoda; Chromadorea; Rhabditida; Strongylidae.
AUGAGCUAUAGAACAAUUGCAUUGAUGCAGAAUAGCAGAAGGCUAUUGACUUGUGCACAAGGUCGCUAUCUACAUACAUGCAGGCCACAAUAUGGUAUUAUCAAGGAUGCAGGAGAAAAAGCUCAGGAUAUGGCUGAAGCAGCAAAAGAAAAACUGAGGGAAGCGGGCAAAACCGUCAAGGAAACGGUAAAGGAAGGCUACGAGAAGGUGACUGACAUAGGAAACAAGGAAACAGAUACUGUUCAUGGCAAUUAUCCACGUGGAAAUGUCGGUCAACCCAUUAAUAAAUCUGGCCAAACUUCAGAUGUAAGAAGAGGUCGAGGCAAAGGAUCGGCGGAUGAGUUGGGAGAUGCAGAAUCCGGAGGAGCUAAGUCUGGGAAGAUGAAGAGCGGUUCUGAGGCUUACAGGGAAUAG